AUGGGAAAUUCUCAAACAAAAGAGUCCCGGCCCCCGGCGCCGCGAUCCCGGAGUCAACAGUUGUCGACAGGUGGUUCGGAUACCCCGGGUCGCGCUGUGUAUCAAAGUUCUCGGUCGGGAAGAGGUAGCAGCAGGCCUGAUCUAUCGCUUCUUGGAAUUGGUAGCAGUCAUCAUGAUCGCGAGGUCGCAACUUUGGAACACCGCCGCGAAACCAAACAGGAACGGGAGGCCCGUCGGUUGGAGAAAGAACGGGCUGCUCGAAUCAAAGAGCGAGAACGCAGUAUGAAAGAUGAACAUGUCGACGGAGGCUAUCUAGUGACACAGGGCGUGUACGUGGGAACCGAGGACUUUGACAAGGGUCAAGUCCGGCAACUGAUGAUUGAACGUCGGUUGGCUCCGUUCUGGAAGGGAUUAGACGACGUCUCCGAGUCAUGGGCAGAACAUCAGCUUAUGGCCGCGGCUCGUGGCAUGGAAAUUCCGCCAGCAGACGAGAUUCCACCUGAGUUACAAUAUACCCCACCCAAAGCAACAGCAAUCAAGGAGUCCGCGGAUGCCACGAAUAUCCAAAACCUCACAGUCCCAAUUACUUCUCGCUCUCAAUCCUUCAACUCGGACGUAUCGCACAGUUCCAAUCCCGCCCAGUCAUUACCCUCAGCAUCUCCACUCGGUACAUCGGCUUCGCGAAAUCUUCGGCACCGUGCAAAAACUUUAUCAACAGUCAUGUCGUCUAAGAAUUCCUCACGGGCUGAAACUCCACCAAGAGAGUACCAACUUCCCAAAGAUCCAUUCGUUAACGGCCAACCCAUCGAGGUCUACCUAUACAAAGAUGCAAGCGAAUGCCCCAUUUGCUUUCUAUACUAUCCUCCAUACCUAAAUCGCACUCGUUGCUGCGACCAACCCAUCUGUUCUGAAUGCUUUGUGCAAAUCAAGCGCCCCGACCCACACCCCCCAGAGCAUGGAGAGCCAGAUGCCAAUGCCUCAGCUCCAGCUGAGGGAGUGCAGGGAGCGCAGGGAGCGCAAGAAGAACAAGAGUCGCAGCUUGUCUCUGAACCAUCUGCAUGCCCCUUCUGCGUUCAGCCAGAGUUUGGAGUUACAUACGCUCAACCUCCUUUCCGUCGGGGCCUUACCUAUACUGUUGCUCCCCACUCCAGCGCCCGUCUAUCUCCAAAUAUCACUUCUCCCGUAUCCUCUAAUUCCUCCUUAUCUUCUGCAAAUAUCGGCGUCAUUCCAGGUCGUCGCCGCGCCACGUCCUUAUCCGCUACCGACCCCUCGGUGGUCACUACUGAUAGGAUUCGGCCGGAUUGGUUCCACAAGCUGACCUCCGCCCGAUCUCAUGCAGCACGCCGAUCCGCUGCUGCGACCGCUUUGCACACUGCAGCAUACCUGAUGAAUUCCGGCAAUGGGGAGUCUCGUGGCCUUUCAAGCUUAGGGCGAAGAGGCAUGCGUAGGGCGACCCAGGGAGAUACUAGUGGCCGAACUAGCUCGCCGGCACUCAACGCGCUUGCAUUUUUGACCGAACGACCCGACCGAACACCUCCGCGUGCACCCGAGACCGAUUCUGCAGAGGAAGGUGCAGGGAAUAUUGCGCCGCCACGGGACAGCUCAAGGCGAACCCGAAUCGACGAUUUGGAGGAAAUGAUGAUGAUGGAGGCUAUUCGACUAAGUCUGGCUAGUGAGGAGGAUCGCUUGAGGAGAGAAGAGAAAGAGGCACGAAAAGAUGCUAAGAAGCGGGAGAAGGAAGCAAAGAAGGCAGAUAAGGUCGCUCGCAAGACUGGACUCUAUAGUAACAAUGCCAGUACAAGUGCUUUGGAAACUUUUGGCGAGACGUCUCUCUCGAAGGUUGGCAGCGGUUCUACCAUCGGUGAAGAAGCUUCUGUACCGGGCAAGGGCAAAGGCGUUGAACGUGUUUCCCCAGCGAACCCGACUGCUCCUUCAGCCUCCAGUGCGUCUACCCAUGCGGAACAAACGCCGGUUAUUGCCGAAGAAGUCAUCGCCGAAGAGACUACCGCUGGAGAGCCUACUGUCGUUGAACCAUCACAGUCAUCAAGUCUUCGUCGUGAGCCAAGCGCCUCUUCAUCUCUAUCUUCCAAGAUGGAACACACGCCAGAGGAACGCUCGACAGGUCAUUCUUCCCCAGAUGGAACCAAUGCUUCUCUUGAGCCCAUGUUCAACUUUCGCAGCUUGGCCGCGGUGAUCGGUGAUGAAGAGAAGAACCAUGAAUCCGAGCAUGUAGAGCAUGCCGCUCAAAACCAACCAGAAGGCUCUUCAAGUGCUACCCCCAGUGCUACUCCAUCGGUCCACCAGCCGACGACAGAUUCUGCGACGUCUGAGACCACCCCCGUCGUGGAUCCUGAGGCAGACUCUGAAGGAACUAGCGUCCUACCGAAGGAGCUUGAAACUCGCUCAGUAGAAAUCACCAAUGCUGAAACUCACACUGAGACCACUUCAUAA
Penicillium angulare is the source of this 2451-nucleotide messenger RNA. It is a transcript of the gene sip5, whose product is annotated as Sip5p. NCBI's taxonomy places the organism in Eukaryota, Fungi, Ascomycota, Eurotiomycetes, Eurotiales, Aspergillaceae. Bases 1 to 2451 code for a protein of 816 amino acids. Gene Ontology annotation, cellular component: cytoplasm. The record is from RefSeq and is a predicted model, not a curated record. The transcript is spliced from 2 exons.